GAUUCGUUUGCUGCAUCCAGUUUCACAUUGUGGAGCUGGCUCACUGCCCAAAGAGUAGAGGUACUGCGACCUGAGUCGAGAUGCUUAUUUUCAUUGGAUGUGUUUGUUUUAUCGACGAAUUCAUUCCCGGGUGAGGAUCUCGAAUGGCGUGCGAACAAGUGAGAUAAGACAUGCUGCUGCUGUAAGCCACUGUUAUAAGGUAGGACUUCACACUUUAUAGAUCUUAUGUCUUCACUCCUAGGUGCGAUAUCGAUAUUCUUGUAGGAAGAUUUUAUCAUGAUCAAUAUGAUAUUCGAAUAUGGAGUGUCAUCUAUGGCACUUCUUGUCAUUGCAGCAGGUAUCACAAUCUCUGCAAUCUUUUGGCGAACCUUCUUCAAGAAAUCACGAUAUCCAUUCCCACCAAGUCCUCCAGGAGAACCAAUUUUAGGACAUAUCCGAUUAGUUCCCACGGACGACCCGCACUUGUACUAUCAAAAGUUAUCACAACAAUACAGCACAGAUAUACUAUACUUCAAACAAUUCCUCACUCCAGUUGUGGUCUUGAAUACUGUUAAAGCUGCAGAUGAACUUCUUUCAAGGAAAGGGGCUAAUUAUUGUGACCGACCUCGAUUUGUUCUAUUUGAGGUUAUGGGAUGGGGUAGAACUUUGACAUUCCUCCCAUGGGGAUCACGUUUCAAAGCACACAGAACACAUUUACAGACAGCGUUUACGAAGACUAGUGUCGUACAAUACCGAGAAAUACAAGAACAUGAAGCACGACAGGCUCUUCAUACUAUUGCGCAACGGCCUGAUGACUGGGAAAUUGCUUUGAGGAGGUUUGCUUCUGCUAUUGUAUUGAGAGUAGCAUUUGGAAUUACGUUAAAGAAUGAUGAUGACGAAUACAUCAAAAUUGCAGCGGAUGCAAUCAAUGCUACGGGAAAUGGUGGAUCACCAGGAGCGACUGUCAUUGAUUAUUUUCCUUUCCUCGGAAACCUUCCUCGCUGGCUUGUUCCUUCGAGAGCCAUAACACAUGCGAGGAAUUGGGGAUAUGCGAUCAAACGUCUUCAUGAUGUCCCAUUUGCUGCCGCGCGCAAGGACUUUAAUGAAGGGGUAGCUCAAAGCUCUUCAUACGUAUAUCCUCUGCUUGAGAGGUAUGAGAGAAAAGAGUCUCAACAUCUACCAAAUGAUUUUGCCAUGGAAGAUAUCAAUGGUUCCGCUGCAGCUAUAUUUAUUGCAGGAUCAGACACUACCUUCGCAACGACUUUAGUUGGCAUUUUAAAUUUAUUACUUAACCCUACUGUAUUCCAUAAAGCAAGAAGUUUGCUCGAUCAAACUAUUGGGCUAGAUCGUCUUCCUUCAUUGAAAGACAGAGAACAUCCAGACCUUCUAUAUGUUGAGUAUAUUGUUCAAGAAAUAGUUAGAUGGCGACCUCUAUCUCCUCUUGGCGUCCCACACAAAAGUCUUGAGGAUGAUAUCUACAACGAGAUGUUUAUUCCCCAGGGUACGAAUGUUUUUUUCAACACAUGGGCGAUGAGUCGAGAUGAGACUAUUUACAAAGAUCCCGAUUCGUUUAAUCCAGAUCGAUAUAUCCCAGUCGAACAAGGUGGAGCUGGGGAACCAUAUCUCAAAGGACCUUUUGGUUUUGGCCGCAGGAUAUGUGUAGGACGUCAUCUAGCAUUAGCGAGUGUGUGGAUUGUUUUGGCAACUUUAAUAUCUACAGUCGAUAUUUCAAAGGCUGUGGAUUCGAAUGGCGAAGAAAUUGAGCCAGUGGUUGGUUUUACUACGGGUUUAUCAAGCCAUCCUUUACAUUUCGAUUGUAAAUUUACAUCUCGUUCAGAGGCCACGGAAUCUUUGUUGGGUUCUUCCUUAUUGUAGAUUGAUGCAAACAUUAUUUCGUACAUCAACAAUAGCUAAUUUUAAUAGUCGGGCUUCAGUACAUAGACUGCCUGCUGUUGUGGUUGCGUAAAGCGAGUGUUCUCAUACUUCCAACUCUAUCAGUAUUUAGAUUAAAUGGUUGAGAAUUUCACUGCAAAUUUGCAUUAUCA
Molecule: messenger RNA, 2024 nt
Organism: Botrytis cinerea B05.10
Lineage: Eukaryota; Fungi; Ascomycota; Leotiomycetes; Helotiales; Sclerotiniaceae
Exons: 6
Coding region: 277-1854 (525 amino acids)
Molecular function (GO): iron ion binding; oxidoreductase activity, acting on paired donors, with incorporation or reduction of molecular oxygen; monooxygenase activity
Source: RefSeq, a predicted model, not a curated record